Striga hermonthica is the source of this 1395-nucleotide messenger RNA. The record is from the annotation of a GenBank genome assembly. Lineage: Eukaryota; Viridiplantae; Streptophyta; Magnoliopsida; Lamiales; Orobanchaceae.
AUGGCGGCGACUUCUCCUUAUGCUCCUCCUCUUAUCACCACGACCCAUUUAUCCAAACCCCAUUAUUCCGCAGCCAGUAAAAUUCAAAAACUUUCAUCUUUCCACAAUGAAACACGAAAUGCCAUUUCCAUUAAUUUUACGGGGUGCUGCAAAAUUCCUGUUUUGGGCAGAACUUGCCGGAAUUAUAGAAAAAGGUUCAAUCUUUCAGCAUUAUCUUCUUCGUCCGGCAACAGGGUGGAGGUCGUAGAGAUACACGGAGCUCCUAACGGAUACCAAAAUGAGGAUGAACAACUGAUAGUAGUUAAUUUUUACAGAUUCGUGUUUGUAGAAAACCCUCGAGAGGAUGUUUCUAAACACCUCGCUUUCAUGCAGGGGCGGGAUAUACAUGGUCGUAUAUACCUGAACGAGCAAGGGAUUAAUGCUCAGUACAGUGGGCCAUCUAAAGAUGCCCUAGCAUAUGUUAAAUGGGUUAGGGAAGACGACAGGUUUUCUGACAUGUUGGUUCAGACAUCUCCAGCUAUAAAUGGCCAUGCAUUUCCGAAAUUGAAGCUGCGUUAUAAGCCAUCACUCGUGCAGUUGGAAGAGGGAACUUCACAUCUACCUUUGCUCGAUCGGUCAAUGAGAGCUACAUCCCUUACACCAUUUGAAUGGAGGAACAGGCUGGAAACAGUUAAUAAGACUGGUAACUCAUUGAGUAGAAAGAACACCAAGAUCAUUCUACUCGAUGUGAGAAAUGGUUAUGAAUGGGAUGUUGGUCAUUUCCAGGGGGCUCAACGUCCUAAUGUUGAUUGCUUCCGGAGCACUUCCUUUGGACUAUCUGAGCCAGAGGUUGCAGCUUCAGAUCCUUUGGGGGCAGUUGAUAAAGAGAACACAGAUAUAUUGAUGUACUGUACAGGAGGAAUUCGCUGUGAUGUAUACUCAACAAUGCAUAGGCAGCAGGGUUUUAAAAGACUGUAUACUUUAAAGGGAGGUGCCUCUCAUUACCUCGCGAAUGAAGGUUGUGCUGGAUGGAUUGGCAAUCUGUUUGUGUUUGAUUCGCGCCUUUCUCUACCACCAUCAACCUACAAUUCUGAAAUCAGUGCUGAGGCAAGUGGAAAAAAGGCAGAUGUGAUUCAGCCAUUUGCUAAAUGCUACAUAUGUGAGUCUCAAGUAUCUGAGUUGAGGCACCGAAAUUGCGCCAAUCUGGAUUGCAACUUGCUCUUUCUGUGUUGCUUGAAAUGUGUGGAUGGUUUGAGAGGGUGCUGCUGCAUUAAGUGCACAUCUGCAGCUUGGCUUAGACCCGUGCUACAAGGGCACCAGAGAUACGAAAAGUGGCAUAAAUAUCGACAUCUCGAGUCGAAAAUUGCAAUGCCAGUGAAGAACUUGUCCCGAGUUUUAUCAAGUGUCGACUGUUGA